This is a messenger RNA of Fulmarus glacialis (Northern fulmar), 1737 nucleotides long. RefSeq names its product phosphodiesterase 11A (gene PDE11A). Lineage: Eukaryota; Metazoa; Chordata; Aves; Procellariiformes; Procellariidae. The transcript has 18 exons. Gene Ontology annotation, biological process: signal transduction. The coding region runs from base 1 to 1737 and encodes 578 amino acids. Gene Ontology annotation, molecular function: protein binding; 3',5'-cyclic-nucleotide phosphodiesterase activity. The record is from RefSeq and is a predicted model, not a curated record.
AUGCAGAUGUAUCUCCCAUUCUGUGGGAUUGCCAUAUCCAAUGCCCAGCUAUUUGCAGCUUCAAGGAAGGAAUAUGACAGAAGCAGGGCUUUACUGGAAGUAGUGAAUGACCUCUUUGAGGAACAGACUGACUUAGAGAAAAUUGUCAAGAAAAUUAUGCAUCGGGCCCAGACUCUGCUGAAGUGUGAACGGUGCUCAGUAUUACUUCUGGAAGAUAUUGAAUCACCGGUGGUGAAAUUUACAAAAUCCUUUGAAUUGUUAUCUCCAAAAUGCAGUGCUGAUACUGACAACAGUUUCAAAGACAGCGUGGAGAAAUCAUCAUCUUAUUCCGAUUGGCUAGUAAAUAAUAGCAUUGCUGAACUCGUAGCUUCCACGGGUCUUCCAGUGAACAUCAGUGAUGCCUAUCAGGAUCCUCGCUUUGAUGCUGAAGCUGACCAGAUUUCUGGCUUUCACAUAAGGUCUGUUCUGUGUGUUCCUAUAUGGAAUAGCAACCACCAAAUAAUUGGGGUAGCUCAAGUGUUGAACAGGCUUGAUGGGAAACCCUUUGAUGAUGCCGACCAGCGACUGUUUGAAGCUUUCGUUAUUUUUUGUGGCCUGGGCAUCAACAACACAAUUAUGUAUGACCAAGUGAAGAAAUCCUGGGCAAAACAGUCUGUGGCUCUCGAUGUGUUAUCUUAUCAUGCAACAUGUUCGAAGGCAGAAGUUGAUAAAUUUAAGGCAGCAAACAUCCCUCUGGUGUCAGAGCUUGGCAUUGAUGAUAUCCAUUUUGAUGACUUCUCGCUUGAUGUGGAUGCCAUGAUUACUGCAGCCCUGCGGAUGUUCAUGGAACUUGGAAUGGUUCAGAAAUUUAAAAUUGACUAUGAGACGCUGUGUAGGUGGCUUUUGACGGUUAGGAAGAAUUAUCGAAUGGUUUUGUAUCACAACUGGAGGCAUGCUUUCAACGUCUGCCAGCUAAUGUUUGCCAUGUUAACUACUGCAGGAUUUCAGGAGAUUCUGACUGAAAUUGAAAUUUUAGCUUUGAUUGUGGGAUGCUUAUGUCACGACCUUGACCACAGGGGAACCAACAAUGCCUUCCAAGCCAAGAGUGGAUCAGCCUUAGCUCAGCUCUAUGGCACCUCUGCUACCUUGGAGCACCACCAUUUCAAUCAUGCUGUCAUGAUUCUCCAAAGUGAGGGUCACAACAUCUUUGCUAACUUGUCCUCUAAGGACUACAGUGACCUUAUGCAGCUUCUAAAGCAAUCGAUAUUGGCAACAGACCUCACUCUGUAUUUUGAGAGAAGGACUGAGUUUUUUGAACUUGUCAGUAAAGGUGGUUAUGAUUGGAAUAUAAAAAACCACCGAGAAAUAUUUCGAUCAAUGCUAAUGACAGCCUGUGACCUUGGAGCUGUGACCAAACCGUGGGAGAUUUCAAGACAGGCAACUGAGCUGGUAACCAGUGAGUUCUUUGAACAAGGAGACAGAGAAAGAUCUGAACUCAAACUCACCCCUUCAGCCAUUUUUGAUCGGAACAGGAAAGAUGAACUACCCAGGUUGCAGCUCGAGUGGAUUGAUAGCAUCUGCAUGCCAUUAUAUGAGUGUCUAGUGAAGCUGAAUGUGAAACUGAAGCCUAUGCUGGACUCCGUGGCAGUAAAUAGAGGUAAAUGGGAGGAGCUGCACCAAAAAAGACUUCCUUCUCAGGCAGCAUCCUCGUCCUCCUUUUCCUCUAGCUUUACCGUGUCUCUCAAAGACAUAAAUUAA